UCGGACUCUUUAAACCUCAUGACCACAUGAUUGUUGGUGAUAGCAGUAUAUUCAAUGAUGAAAAUCUCCCCCUAGAGUUUGAAGUCCCAGGAGAUGGAAAUGUCGAAAAGACUCAGGCGGGAGGGAAUGGAGCAUCAGAAGUUGAUACAAACAGAUUUCGCGAUCUGUUAAAUGAAGGUAAUGCAGGAAAAUACCAUAAAAGAACUGAAUCAAUGCAAGGAGAGACAGAAAACAUUCAACCGCCUGUGUUAGAAGACAAUACCGCGAUAACAGCCACGCCAGCAAUUACAGUAAGCGUACCAUCUUCAGAAGGCCCUGCGAUUAACAAACCCUCAAAUGUAACAGUCGUAAUAAAAAAAGAAAACUACCCAUCUACCAUAGAAGACACUGUACUCGAAGAAAACAAAACGGCAAGUCCAACAACCGAUGUAGGAAUAUUUUCUAGAACAAAGGAAAUUGAAAAUUCUCAAUCAGAAGCAAAAACUACAAUAAUAGUAGACCUAUCUGCUACAAAAGAUAAAACUAUGAUUGAAGCGAACAAAACAUCAAAUCUAACAAUUGGUUCAAAAAUAUCAUCCACUCCAGAGGAAGUGGAAACCAACAUGGUCAAAGACGCAUCCACCACAGAAGAUAAUACAAUGCUUGAAACAAACAAAACAGCAAAUCCAACAAGCAUUGUAGGCAUGUCUAUCACAGAAGAUAAUACAAUGCUUGAAGAAGAAAAUCCAACAGCCAUAGUAUACACAUCUUCCACACAAGCUCACACUGUGUUCAAAGCAAGCAAAACGCCAAUUCAAAAAGCUAAGCUAGAAACAUUAUCUAUAACGGAAGAAAUUCCAUCAGCCGCAGUAGACGUACUAUCCAUAACUGAAGAUAACACUGGUUACGAAGAAAAUGCAACAGCAAGUCCAACAGCCAUUUUAGACACUCCUGUCACAGAAGAUGACACUGGACUGGAAGCCAACAAAUCGAUUUCAACAGCCAGAGUAGACACAUUAUCUAUUACAGAAAACACCAUGUUUAAGGCAAACAAAACAGGAAAUUCACCAACCAAGCUAGAAAUAGUACCUAUAGCAGAGGAAAUUGAAACCUUAAUGCUUGAUUCAAACAAAUCAACAAACCCAACAGAUAUAGUUGACUUAUCUGUCACUGAAGACAACACUGUAUUUGAAACGAACGAAACGGCAAAUCCAGCAACUGAAAUAUUAUCGAACAAAUCAAUUAACCCUAAAGCUAUUAUAGAUGUAUUUUCUGUCGCACAUAAUAACACUUUGCUCGGAACCAAUAAAUCAUCAAACCAAACAGUCAUUGUAGACGUAGCGCCUGUCACAGAUGUAGACUUUUUGCUCGAAUCCAACAAAACUGCAACUGAAGUAGAAAUAUCAUCUAUAACAGAAGAAACAUUGGUGGUCACGGAAGAUGGCACUGUGUUUGAAACCAACAAAUCAACAAACCAAACAGCAAGGGUAUAUGCUUUAUCUAUAACAGAUGACACUGUGCACCAGCCUAACGAAACAGCAAGGGUAGAUGCUUUAUCUAUAACAGAUGACACUGUGCACCAACCUAACAAAACAGCAAGCCCAACAGUGGCAGACACAUCACCUAUAACUGAAGUUAAGAUUGUGCAUGUAGGCAACAUCUCAUCAAAUGCAACAGCCUUAAUAUACGUAUCUGUACUAGAUGAUAGCUCUGAAGUCAUAGCCACCAAAUCUACAAAUGCAACUGUUGUUGAAAAUGAUACAAUAGAAAUAAGUAAAUUAACAAAUGCGACAAUACCCCCUGUUGGAUUGCGAAAUGUCUCCUUAGAAGAUGAUGUAGGGCUCAAGGUUUUGGCGCUCAAUGAUGAAAUGAUUGGUCUUCUUAAAUGCAGCUUUAAUGUAGUGGAGAAUGAAUCAUCACCGGAAUCAACACCAUCAUAUCGCACAGGCGUUUGUGUUGACAACAAUGACUGUGCUUUAAAACUAAACAGUUAUUGUAGCGACAUUAAUGGUGCUUCUAUGUGUGUAUGUAGGCCAGGAUAUUAUGACAACAACGGUCAUUGCCAAGAUUCAAAAAAAUUCUCUGGCAAAAUAAGAAUUAUUGGAUGCAGAAAUGAAUUAGUAGAACUUCAUUCGGACUUGCAAAACACUGGAUCAAGUUUAUUUGAUGAAAUGGACGCCCAUUUUCAAGUAAUUAUUUCAAAUGUGCUUUCCGUUACCGAACUGGCUGAAUAUUUCCUUGGAAGUAAGGUAUAUGGUUUCAAAGCAGGAAGUUUGAUUGUCGAAUUCACAACAAUGUUUCUACCAUCACAACUGGUAACUAGAGAAAGUAUAAAAGAUGCUUUAAUUGUCGCCUUUGCUGGACUUGAAAAUAUAACAGUUGAUGCGGAUAGUAUAUACAUUGAAGACUAUGACGAAUGCCAAUCAUCCUGGUCUAACGACUGUUCAACGAGUGCAACAUGUGUUAAUACUGAAGGUUCCUUCAUCUGUCAAUGUUUAGAUGGUUACACCGAUCCAUCUCCUAGUUUUCCAGGAAGAGAAUGUAUAGAUCUGAAUGAAUGCGAUGAUCCAUCUACUAAUGACUGUUCAAUAUAUGCAGAGUGCUUCAAUUCUGAUGGCUUGUACACGUGUAGAUGUAACGAUGGAUACGUGGAUAGCUUUGAGAAUAGAAUAUUUUAUCCAGGCCGCAAUUGCACAGCUAUCUGUGCUACUGAUUAUUGUAAAAAUGGCGGUACGUGUGAAAACGACGGUGUUGAUAAACCACUCUGCAAGUGUACAGAACAGUAUAAUGGAAUUCAGUGCGAAGUAUUGAUCACUGACGAUAAAGACAAGUAUAUGAUUAUAGCCAUCGCCGUGAGUGUAGUUGCUGCAGUACUUGUGGUGAUACUUUGUAUAAUGGCUUGCUGUUCGUGGGAGAAAGCGUGUUGUUGUUUUACAAACGCACGAAGGCGUGAAGCCAAUAUCACUAUGCACGACAUGUACGUUGGUGAGGGUGCUGCAAUAAAAGCAGUAAGGAGAACCUCGUCAGGAAAGAGCACGCGAGCGAGAGACGGUAGUUGCAAGGCAGUGGACGUCAUACGAUAUUCCCCAUACUGGGAAACCAAUUUAGGUGGAAGCAUCGAAAGACCAAGUAAAGAAGAACGCCAGCGUCUUGCUGUAGACCGUGAUGAGGGCACAGAAUCUUGUGGGAGACAGAAUUACAGUAUGAUAGGCCAUCACGGAUCGGCGAAUGUACUGUCACACGAGACUCAACCUUCAAUUAGGACUUCCGCUGCUCUAGUACAUUAACG
Saccoglossus kowalevskii is the source of this 3268-nucleotide messenger RNA. RefSeq lists its product as uncharacterized. Lineage: Eukaryota; Metazoa; Hemichordata; Enteropneusta; Harrimaniidae. The record is from RefSeq and is a predicted model, not a curated record. Gene Ontology annotation, molecular function: calcium ion binding.